GCUGAUAUUUAGGGAAGUAGUUAACCGGAGGUGUUCUGAAGGGGCACCGCGGCUCCUUGUCGAAGUCUUCUUUUUGAUAUGCGAAUAUGCAGAUGAACGACCAUGUUUCUUGUCUCAAGACUGAUUUGUUGAAGUCCAGCGGAACAUUUCGUGUUCUUGUUGCCGUGACUGGGAGUGUUGCGGCCUUGAAACUGCCUCUCUUGGUAUCCCAGCUGCUUCAGCUCCCUGGGGUGGAUGUAAGAGUGGUCACGACAGAGCAUGCCAAGCACUUCUAUGAUCCUGCAGAAAUAUCAGUUAAGAUCUACAGUGACAAGGAUGAGUGGGAGCUGUGGACUGAGAGAUCAGACCCUGUGCUACACAUUGAGCUAAGGCGCUGGGCAGAUCUACUUGUCAUUGCCCCUCUUGAUGCCAACACUCUUGGGAAGAUUGCUAAUGGCAUUUGUGACAAUCUGCUGACAUGUGUGGUGAGAGCAUGGGAUACCAGUCGUCCUCUCCUCUUCUGUCCUGCAAUGAAUACAGCUAUGUGGCAUCAUCCCAUUACUGCCCAGCAGGUAUCCAGGCUGACGGAGUUUGGAUAUGUGGAAAUUCCCUGCAUUGCUAAGAAGCUAGUGUGUGGGGAUGAAGGUAAAGGGGCAAUGGCAGAGGUGUCGACUAUUGUCAGUGUCGUCCAGCAGUAUCUUCAGAAACAAGAUGAGUUAUCUCAGACAACAUGCACAUCAACAUCAUAGAGUAGAUGCCUCUGGUACCAAAGACAGAUAGAAACCAACAUGUUAACUUGGUCUUCAUAAUCAUAUUGUGUCACAACCCUUGAGCCUUGACACAUCCAUAAUAAACUGGGAUGCUGUCAGCGUUUUUUAUCUGAUAACUCUUCUUGCUUGGAUUAUGUGGAUGUGUACAGACUGUCAUUGACUGGCAUCACCCAUAGUCUUCCGCAAGUUUUGGUGCACGUGUUGGGCAGGGCAAAAUUCCUUGUUUUAUUGGUAUAUGGACUCAUUGAUCCAGAUUGUAUUUAUGGUGUAAAUGCCAUGACACAUUCUUUGUAUGCUUGCUAAUAAAACUGAUUCUAAUGGUA
Molecule: messenger RNA, 1072 nt
Organism: Acanthopagrus latus (yellowfin seabream)
Lineage: Eukaryota; Metazoa; Chordata; Actinopteri; Spariformes; Sparidae
Gene: ppcdc
Product: phosphopantothenoylcysteine decarboxylase
Exons: 5
Coding region: 87-728 (213 amino acids)
Biological process (GO): coenzyme A biosynthetic process
Cellular component (GO): phosphopantothenoylcysteine decarboxylase complex
Molecular function (GO): FMN binding; phosphopantothenoylcysteine decarboxylase activity
Source: RefSeq, a predicted model, not a curated record